AUUUUGAGCAUUGUUUCGAAAUUCUCCGAAAUUUUCCAAAGUGGUACUCCAAUCCUGACCUACUUGUUAGUCCCAUUCCACCUAUGGGGCAAGGUUCCCAAAGUUCUCCCACAGGUUUUGGUUCUCAAUCAUCUCCCGUGGAAGGCCUUGAUGACUUACCAGAUGAAGGAGCUACGCCUUUCGUGUUGACUCGCCCUGAAGGACGCGACAAACAAAAGGCAGCAAAGAAGAAAGGUAAGGUAGUUGCUGAAUCGUCAGACAUAUACACUACUCAACUGCUAGAGUUUGGUAAUGAUAUGAGAGAGAGACAAAAGUCGAGGAUGGAGUAUGAAAACAGAAAAAUGAAUGUUCAAGAGAGGAGACUAGAGCAGGAGAAAGAGGAAUGGGCAUACAAGAGGCAAGUGAGGGAGCGUGAAGCGGAAAAGUGGGCUGUGGAGAAGAAAGAGAGGGAAGCUGCAAUACUUCAACAAAAUGUAGCUAUUCUAGAGAAGGAUUUGUCAAAGAUGACACCAAGAAAGAAGAGAUUUUGGAGGCGUAAACAAAAUGACAUUUAUGGGUACGAUCAAGAUGAUCCCAACUCUUAUCCAAGUGAUGGCGGAGAUGGAGAUGGCGAUGCAAGUGGUGGAGGAGAUGGCGAUGAAAGUGGUGGAGGAGAUGUCGAUUACUUUCCUGUCAUGGAUUAUUAAUUAGAAGAAGAUCCUAUUUGUACUCUAUUGUCUUUACAU
This is a messenger RNA of Linum trigynum, 725 nucleotides long. The record is from the annotation of a GenBank genome assembly. Lineage: Eukaryota; Viridiplantae; Streptophyta; Magnoliopsida; Malpighiales; Linaceae.